Messenger RNA from Castor canadensis (American beaver), 1540 nucleotides. NCBI's taxonomy places the organism in Eukaryota, Metazoa, Chordata, Mammalia, Rodentia, Castoridae. The record is from RefSeq and is a predicted model, not a curated record.
AGCUGGGGCUGGGAGCUGGCAUUUACUUCAGUUUCCAAAUCAAAGGCGGCUAUUCAUUCCUGAGAGCUGCCUGAAUGUUCGUCUGCAUCCGGCCGCUUCAUUGAGAUGCUGCGCGCUGCCCGGGAGAGCUGGCCUGGGUGCAGCUGAGCUGCGGCCGCGGAGCCCAGCGCCCAGCUCUCUGCCCACCCCCCCCACCCCCAAGCUCCUCCAGCGCUCCCCACCCCAGGGCUCCGGCUCCGUUUGCUGCAUUCCCGGAGCAGCUGGCGGGCGGGCGUGUGUGCGGGGAACCUGCCCUGCCAGGCUGAGCGGGCAGUGUCGGCCGCCGGCCGCAGCGCUGAAGAUGUGCCCCACCCGGGCCACCCCGCGCUGAGACUGAGGCCUGCCUGCCACACCGCCCACCAUGUCUCAGAUGCUGCACAUCGAGAUCCCCAACUUUGGGAACACCGUGCUUGGCUGCCUCAAUGAGCAGCGCCUGCUGGGCCUCUACUGUGAUGUGUCCAUUGUGGUCAAGGGCCAGGCCUUCAAGGCCCACAGGGCCGUCCUGGCCGCCAGCAGCCUCUACUUCCGCGACUUGUUCAGUGGCAACAGCAAGAGCGCGUUCGAGCUGCCCGGCACGGUGCCGCCUGCUUGCUUCCAGCAGAUCCUGUCCUUCUGCUACACGGGCAAGCUCACCAUGGCGGCCAGCGAACAGCUCGUGGUCAUGUAUACGGCCGGCUUCCUGCAGAUCCAGAAUAUUGUGGAGCGUGGCACAGACCUCAUGUUCAAGGUGAGCUCGCCCCACUGCGACUCACAGACCGCCAUGAUCGAGGACACCAGCUCCGAGCCCCAGAGUCCCUGCAACCAGCUGCAGCCGGCUGCCACCGCCACUGCCGCCACCUACGUUGCAUCCCCUUCCGUGCCCAUCCCUCUGCUGACCCGUGUAAAGCAUGAAGCCAUGGAGUUGCCGCCCGCUGCUGGCCCAGGCCUGGCUCCUAAACGUCCGCUGGAGACAGGUCCCCGAGAUGGCGUGGCGGUGGCAGUGGGGACCGCUCCCGGUGCCGCCCCUCUCAAACUACCCCGGGUCUCCUACUACGGGGUCCCCAGCCUGGCCACCCUCAUCCCCAGCAUCCAGCAGGUGCCCUACCCCCAGGGGGAGCGGACCAGUCCUGGGGCCAGCAGCCUGCCCACCACCGACAGCCCCACCUCCUACCAUAACGAGGAGGAUGAGGAGGAUGACGAAGCCUAUGACACCAUGGUAGAGGAGCAGUAUGGCCAGAUGUACAUCAAGGCGACCGGCAGCUAUGCAGGUAACUCAUGGCUGGGGCCCAGCCCUGGGCCACCCUUGCAUCUAGCCCACAGAGGCCGUAGAGUGUGGUGGGCCCAAGUGGCACUCACAGUCUGGCUGGAGAGGCCGCUGUGCUGCAGGGAGGUGUGCAGGCUGGAGGAAGUGGCGGGAACUGAGACCCUGGGAGCAGGCUGGCAGGAGCCUUUCAUCAAGAAUCCUGCCUGGCACUGGACAGAUGAGGAAACUGAGGGUCUCAGUGGCCCAGGGAUCCCUUGA